This is a messenger RNA of Monopterus albus (swamp eel), 3469 nucleotides long. It is a transcript of the gene pkdccb, whose product is annotated as protein kinase domain containing, cytoplasmic b. Lineage: Eukaryota; Metazoa; Chordata; Actinopteri; Synbranchiformes; Synbranchidae. The record is from RefSeq and is a predicted model, not a curated record. The coding region runs from base 342 to 1811 and encodes 489 amino acids. Gene Ontology annotation, biological process: peptidyl-tyrosine phosphorylation; skeletal system development. Gene Ontology annotation, cellular component: extracellular region. The transcript has 7 exons. Gene Ontology annotation, molecular function: ATP binding; non-membrane spanning protein tyrosine kinase activity.
UUUCAUUUGUGCGUUUGUGCUCAGUUUAUUAUCCGCCAACAGAACCUAUUGGGGUACUACCGACACAGAGUUUGAUUGCUGUAAUAAAAUUAGAUGUGCAAAGCGCUUUAACACUCGGAUUAAGUGACAACAUGAGGACGAGCUCUACCGCAAAGUUGUUUAGCGGGUGUAAAAUUACGAGCGCACAGGACACACCUCUAGAGGGAGUUCCCUGGGAUGUGGAAACAAGGAGCCGGAUCAUUUCUCCUAACGAAAAGUCAGGAGUCCUUUCACUUGGAGAGAGAGUCCGAGCCUGAGGUCGUGCGUUGUUCCAACAGCAGUAGCCGUGCCACGAGAGGAAAAUGCCCGGGAUGGGCAACUCUUUACGCGCGGCUGCCCUCCUGGCUUUCGUGGUUCUUUCUAUUUUGGUAUCACUCUUGAUUAGCGGCGUGCAGCAGUUUGGAGCUAGAACAUCGCACAGUUCUAAUGCAGGACUCGCUGGUGAUGAGACGGAGGCUGCGUCGCUCCGCGGGGAGUUGAUUUACCACCUCAACGAGAGACGCAAAGAAAUAAUUCCGCUGCUUUUACCUGACGAUGAUGUUGAAAAUGGAGUACCAAGGGAAACUCUGCAUUCUUCCAGACUGGACUCAAUUUUGGAUCAUAAUCUGUGGAAUGAGAUCACACAUGGCUCCAGGAAAGCGCAUAUGGAUGAAAUGGGUUGUGAUUCUUUGGUGGGCAUGCAGGCGGUAGAGAUUCUCGGGUCCGGAUACACCAAACUAGUUGUCAAAGUGAAGCUAGCCGGAGGUCAGUCCGUGGCGUUAAAACUCGUCAACGAACAGGGGAUAGACAUGGGAAAGUGUCUGGAGGACUUUAAAGACCCCCACGGCUGUCGAGAGCUCGUUUCUUACAAGUUGAAGAAAGAAAUAGUCCUAUUGCAAAGGUUGCAGCAUCCAAAUGUCAUAAAGCUCAAAGGUCACUGUGCAGGAGAUGUAGGAGGAGAAGGGGGAAGAAUCACAGUCAUCCUAGAGCAGGGGAGUCCUCUCCAGAUGAUCCAGCUGCUCCAGAGUCCCUGGGAGGACAGAUUCAGGGUGUGUCUGGACCUGGUCCGGCUGCUCCACUUCCUCUCCCAGUCUACUCUGGGCUCUGUGGCCCUGCUGGACUUCCAGCCCCGGCAGUUUGUCACUGUGUCCGGCGAGCUGAAGCUCACAGACCUGGAUGACGCCAGCGCCGAGGAGACCGCCUGUCAGACUAACACAGACUGCACCCUCCAGUUUCCACACAGAAAUUUCACUCUGCCCUGCUCGGCUCAGGGAGAGUGUGAGGGCUUGAAUGAAAAGAGGAACAUUUACAAUGCCUAUAGGUAUUUUUUCACCUACCUGCUGCCUCACCAGGCCCCGCCUGGCCUCGCACACCUGGUAGACCACAUCAUGAACUCCACAGGGGACCUUAAAGCUGACAUCAAUCAAACACUGGAGGCUUUUGAACACAUCCUCCACCUCUACAAGUCUGGCCUGCACCUGGACAACCUGCCUUCAUCAAUAAUCAAAGAUUACACCAUGAUGCGCGGUAUGGGCACCUCUGGAAACGUGGAGUACCGCUGCUGGCCGUCCUACAGUCCGCAGGGCUGCGUGCUGUCUGUCCACAGUGCCAGGGAGGCAGCCUACGUCUGUAACUCCCACUCUCAAUGCAACAGCUUCACUCUGACUGGACAGAAAACGUGGACGGGUCGCCUCCUGGCCUCUUUCAGGAGCAGGUUCAGUCAUCUAGUGCCUGAUGGGAUGUCAGAGGUGUAUGUGAAGAAAACCAACGCUCCUGAAAGUUCUAUAGUGUAAUCUGAGGAAUGAACAGAACAAUCGUGUGGGGGUUUUUUCCAAUCUGGCGUUACUGGGGCGUGGGACGAGACAUAACACAGUGCCGGUGAUGUGAAACAAUGCAAAAUGUUGCACUUAAGAUAAGAAACUGUGCCCUUCUCGUGAAGAUGUUGAAAGCAGCUCUGCUCUGUGGGUUUUGCAUGAGGGCUGUCGUGGCUAAAGUGGGGGCGUUUGAAGUGAGGCAAGUGAAUUUGAUGUAUUUAUAGGGCUUCUGCUCAGUGACUGUUUGAUCUGCCUGCCAGCUCAGUGUCUCUGCCAGCUGCUAUUUAAAGGGAUUUCCCUUCAGGUACAGUUAAGGAGGGGAUAGCCUUGUACCCUCAACAUGUUUUUGUUUUUUUUUGUUUUUUACCUUACCUUGUCUUUAUUUGGCAUGUGUGUUGGCUUUCGUUGUGAGGCCGGAACCCCGUAGUAGGAUUUUUAAGCCAAAGAGGUAAUAGGGACAACCGCUGCAGCUCAACGUUUGAAGCCCCGAGGACGAGAAAAGAAAACAAGCUCUUAUGCAAAUACACUUUGAUGUUAAUGCGUUGAGAUUGCGGCUGUUUUUCAUGGUUCCCUUGCUUUAGCUGCGCUGCGGUAUGAGAUGGCAACAGCCAUGUAAGCAUUUACACAUCAGCAAUGAGCAAAGAUGAUUAAAACCAUUCCAGAGGAGUUUGUUUGUACAUACUUUUGUAGUUUAUAGUGCUUAGGUCAUAAAUAUUUAUUUGAUGAGAUAAAAUGUAAUUGUUCUUACAUGACCGUACAUUAGAGCUUAUGUGCACCUUGUGGGUGAAAAUUUUAUUUUCAAUGAAAAAUUAUUCACUUCAGUGUUUUUUAUACUUCACUAAUUGCAACUGUACAGUUUUACUGUUUGUAAUUACAUAAAUGUAUUGUUUCUACAUGGUCAUUUGCAUUUUUAAUGUAUUAAGUUUUGCUAUAAUGAACAGCCUGUUUAUUUCUCAUUAGCACCUGUGUGUGUCAUUCGGGGAGGCGACACUUGCAUGUAUAUACUGACCUGGUUUUGUGUGUGUUUAAGUCCUUUAUCUGAUCACAUGCCCCAACAUCUACAACCUGUAGCGCAUCUGAAUGGGUGAGACUGCAAACCUACCAGAGCUCCGCAGAGUUUGCACAAUACCAGAGAAAUGCAUUCAAAUGCCCUGUCAUGCUGAGCUCAUUAUGGGCCUUAAUUAAUGCAUGUAAAUUAGCUCACUCACUGGCCCUUUCUCAUGGUGAGAGAAGGGACAUCACUGUAAGACAAAGGCAGACAUCAGGACAGUCUGAACUCAAUCCGCAGUUUGCACACGAAUGGGCCUGCCAUCUGUGCCUGCCAGGAAGAACCUGGUGAGGUUGAGAUAAGGGCAGGAUUGCAGAGUGGCAGACUGAAGGAGGUCAGGGCCUAGCAUCAACAUUCAUCAGCCACAGGAUUUCUGCUGGGAGAGAAAGAACAGGCCAAAUACCUGAAAUGUCCUGAAACAAGCCAGAGACUUUUCUAACAUGUAAUCCCCCAUUCGUCACGGGUUUUUUGUUGCUGUUACAAAGGGAAAAAUCAAAAUCUUUAUUCUUAGUGUUUAGUGUUUCAUAGUCAGUCUUAAAAUUCCAGUUUAAAUUCUCAAUCCUCAUUUUAAUUUAUUAAAAUUGCCCAG